Molecule: messenger RNA, 1227 nt
Organism: Chrysochloris asiatica (Cape golden mole)
Lineage: Eukaryota; Metazoa; Chordata; Mammalia; Afrosoricida; Chrysochloridae
Gene: EXOG
Product: endo/exonuclease (5'-3'), endonuclease G-like
Exons: 6
Coding region: 41-1147 (368 amino acids)
Biological process (GO): apoptotic DNA fragmentation
Cellular component (GO): mitochondrial inner membrane; nucleus
Molecular function (GO): metal ion binding; nucleic acid binding; single-stranded DNA endonuclease activity
Source: RefSeq, a predicted model, not a curated record
GUGUGCGCAUGCGUCACGGGAAUCUGCGGCUCAGGAUAAGAUGGCUGUAAAGAAUUUUGCUUCCCGCCUCAGAGGAUCCCGGCGUUUUUUGAGUGGCUUUGUGGCCGGGGCCGUAGUGGGUGCUGCGGGAGCUGGCUUCGCGGCCCUGCAGUUCCUUCGGAGUCAGAGCGCGGAGACUGCAUUGGCGGCGAGGGCGCCGGACGGAUCCACAGAAAAGGUUCUCUUGGAACAGUUUGGAUUUCCUUUAACUGGAACGGAGACUAAAUGUUAUACUAAUCAUGCCUUAUCUUACGAUCAGGCAAAGCGGGUGCCUAGAUGGGUUCUUGAACAUAUAUCCAAAAGCAAGAUAACGGGUGAUGCAGACAGAAAACACUGUAAAUUCAAGCCUAAUCCUGACAUUCCUCCAGUCUUCAGUGCCCACAAUGAAGACUAUCUUGGAAGUGGGUGGUCACGUGGACACAUGGCUCCAGCAGGAAAUAACAAAUUUUCCACUAAAGCUAUGGCAGAAACCUUUUACCUUUCUAAUAUUGUGCCUCAGAAUUAUGACAAUAAUUCUGGAUAUUGGAACAGAAUAGAAAUAUACUGUCGAGAGCUAACAGAAAGAUUUGAAGAUGUUUGGGUAGUAUCUGGACCUUUGACCUUACCUCAGACUGGAAGUGAUGGAAAGAAAACAGUUAGUUAUCAGGUGAUUGGUCAGGACAACGUGGCGGUCCCUUCACACCUUUAUAAAGUGAUCCUGGCUCGCAGAAGUCCAGUGUCGACGGAACCGCUGGCACUGGGCGCCUUUGUGGUGCCCAAUGAGGCCAUUGGUUUCCAGCCCCCAUUAACUGAAUUCCAAGUGAGUCUCCAGGACCUAGAGAAGUUGUCAGGACUGGUGUUUUUUCCUCGUUUGGAUAGAAGUGGUGAGAUCAGGAAUAUCUGUGCUGUGGACACCUGUAAGCUUCUGGACUUCCAGGAGUUCACGCUGUACUUGAGUACCCGAAAGAUUGGGGGAGCCUCAUCCGUGCUCAGACUGGAAAAGAUCAUGGACCAUUUGAAGAAAGCAGGAAUUAAACCCGAUGAUUACUUCCUCAGUCUCUAUGAGAAGAAACUAGAAAAACUCAAAGCUAAGGAGCAAUCGGAAGCCCAGGAAAGAAAGCCAUCCUAGUUUUUCCUCUCAGAAGUUGUGGGAUAGCGUCUGUAAUAAAGCCAACAGGCUCUCGUCAAGUGAAUAUCUUUUAGUGGCUU